Molecule: messenger RNA, 711 nt
Organism: Diversispora eburnea
Lineage: Eukaryota; Fungi; Glomeromycota; Glomeromycetes; Diversisporales; Diversisporaceae
Source: the annotation of a GenBank genome assembly
AUGAGCAUCAAAUUAGAAGGUUCAGAAACAUCUACGGUGACCCGGGAAACUAGACAAACCUCCCAAAUUAACAUGAUCUUUACGUAUAUUGACGAAUCAUUAAUGUGGGAGAAAAAAGAAGAUAUCGUCAAGGUCAGUCUUUCUGCCUAUAACUUGGAUAAUAUCAAUAUCCGCGAAGCGAUACAUGAAAGAUAUAACGCUGAGAUAAUUGGAAAAGACUUAUUUAUCAAAUAUGACGGAAUGAACAAGGAAAGAAUCCAUCGCAGACUAGCAAAUUCAGCCGAGAUUCAUAAUCCAAAUUGGGGUGCAGAGAUUAAUGUAAUAUGUGUGGUAGGAGGUAAUAAUUUUCGACCAGACGUUGGCAUUUGGUUUUGGGAUCCAACAUUUGUACAACGGUCAAGACCCACUGCUAGCUUGUGCCCACCUUCAAACGUAUGGAUAGAGCAACACAACUUAAUCAAUAUCGAAUAUGUUGAAAUCGCUAUCCCAGUUGCAGGCAAUCCUUUUCCCCAGAACCCAAAUUCCGGGAUAGUUACCACACCUGCAACUCAAACACCUGAAGUAUCUACCAGAGCCCCAUAUACCAUCCAUUUGCAGGAUGUGAAUAGCAUUCCGGUUUAUUAUAGAAUGGACUGGAAUGAAUACCUAGUCCUUAAAUGUGGUUGGAAAAUUGGUUUCAACAUUGUGCUUAAUGUAAUUUCUAAACCCUAG